AUGAAGGAAAGUAAUGGAAGGAAUGAACACUUUAAUAUAACUGGAUCUUACUAUAGGAUACUAUCAGUAUCAACCAGUGGAGUGUAUAAUGUAUCAGUUUAUUAUCUCAACAAUGGAUCAAUAUAUGGACCUGCUGUACACUAUCAUUCACUGGUUGAGAUUAUAAUCAUUAACACACCAUCACCUUCUAAUACACUAUCUACAAUCAAUGCAAUCAGUAGUGAGUCUAUUGAAGCAACACUUUACCAUACAUUUCCUACUACAGUAUCAACAGAGCAUACUCCAAUGAUGGCAGCUACUCCAGACAGUACACCAAUGAUACAAUUGUUAUAUACUGUAUCCUCAGUAGUGGGAUCAGUCAUCCUCUUCCUAAUAGUGACAGUAUCAAUAAUAAUUGUUGGGUUUUGGAUUAGAAGAAGGCCAAAGAAAAAUAAUGAAUUAACUCAAGAGCUGAUUACAAAUAAUCCAGCAUAAUACUGAAG
Messenger RNA from Amphimedon queenslandica, 482 nucleotides. RefSeq lists its product as uncharacterized. The transcript has 5 exons. The record is from RefSeq and is a predicted model, not a curated record. NCBI's taxonomy places the organism in Eukaryota, Metazoa, Porifera, Demospongiae, Haplosclerida, Niphatidae. Bases 1 to 474 code for a protein of 157 amino acids.